Colias croceus (clouded yellow) is the source of this 791-nucleotide messenger RNA. It is a transcript of the gene Dhfr, whose product is annotated as dihydrofolate reductase. NCBI's taxonomy places the organism in Eukaryota, Metazoa, Arthropoda, Insecta, Lepidoptera, Pieridae. The coding region runs from base 178 to 738 and encodes 186 amino acids. Gene Ontology annotation, cellular component: mitochondrion. Gene Ontology annotation, biological process: dihydrofolate metabolic process; tetrahydrofolate biosynthetic process; glycine biosynthetic process. The record is from RefSeq and is a predicted model, not a curated record. The transcript is spliced from 4 exons. Gene Ontology annotation, molecular function: dihydrofolate reductase activity; NADP binding.
UUUAUUUGCAUGUUUUGCCGGGAAAGUUUCAAGUUGCGUUAUUCAUUGCGAUUUCACUAUAAAUUACUGUAAAGUGUAAAGUAAUAAAUAAAUAAUGUAAAGUGAUUAAACCUCAUUGUAAACUAGUUAAGAACGGAAUAUUUUGUAGUAUUAUUUGCCUAAAAGUUUAUUGUUACGAUGUCAAAGGUUAAAUUGAACUUAAUAGCUGCCGCCUGCGAUAAUAUGGGGAUUGGAGUAAACGGGACCCUUCCUUGGAGAUUAAAAAAUGAAAUGGCCUACUUCACCUCCAUGACUUCAAAUGUUGAAGACAACGCUAAAAAGAAUGCAGUAAUCAUGGGACGAGUGACAUGGGACUGUAUACCUCUGAAAUACAGGCCUCUGGUUGGCAGAAUCAAUAUUGUACUUACAAGCAAUGUGGAUAAGUUGAAAACGCAAGUGCCAGAUGGUGUUGAAGUAGUAAGAAAUCUCGAUAAAGCGAUCGAACUUAUUGAGAGUCGAUCAGAUAUUGAAUCUGCCUGGGUUAUAGGCGGCUCUUCUAUAUAUAAGGCCGCCAUAGAGCAUCCGAACUGUGACAAGAUAUAUUUGACAGAAAUACAGAAAUCUUUUAUCUGUGACACGUUUUUUCCCGCCUUCGACAAGAAGCAGUUCAAGCAAAUACAAGAAGAUGGCGUUAAUAAUGAAAAACAAUCUGAAAAUGGCAUAGAUUAUUACACUAGAGUUUAUAAGAAAGUUUUAUAAUAAAAUGUUUUGGUUGUAUAACGUUGCACAAAUAUAUAAUAAGGUUUAAUGGA